GGGAGGACACAAACACAGGAGCUGAAAUGAGCACGCAUUGACGGGUGAGGCAUCUUUGCCACGCUCUCUCACAAGUCUUGACCGAGGAGAACACAUCCGCCGGCUCUCACUUCUGAAUGAAAGCAUGGAGGAUGAGCAGAGCAAGUCAUUGACGGCAGAUGGUACCGACCAGGAAUCGGAAGCAGCGAAUGGGUUGCUGUCGCCCGCAGAUGGCGACGAGGGAUCUUCGGCCGGACAGCAACAGCAACCUGAUGUCGACGCGGUACACAACGGCGGUGUUGCCCAUGGCGAGCUGGAGGUGGCGGCGUGCACGAGUUCCGCGCUUCUGCCAGAGAGGCCGACAGCUUCAAGCGACUCUGACGGUACGACGGGAUCGAUGUCGUUGGAGAACAACAAGGAACCGCUCAGAGCCAGUGGCAGAGGUAUUUUGCAGAUUUCACUGGAGGAUCUUUCCUCCGAACUCAGGAGGGAGGAUGUUAAGAAUUUGGAGGUGGAGGAGGAGCUGAAGCGUGCGUAUGGAAAAGUGGCGGAGAUGAGGGAGGAGCUCACAAACAGUAAAACAGAGAGGCACAACCUGGCGACGGCGAUGAGUGAGGCGAACUCAGCAAAGAUCGCUUUGGAGAGGGAGUUGCAUAUCGUCAAGACGGCGCUGGAAGAGAAGUCGAGAGUGCUGGAGGCGUCAAAUGUAGCACUGCAACAGUCAAGUGCUCUGAAUCGGAAAGUGCAGGGCGACCUUGACCGGCUGCGGAAGGAGCUAGAGAUCUCCAAAAGACAGUACAUGGGGUGCCAUGAGAUGCUGGAAAUGGUGCGGCGAUCGAAGGACGAAGCCGACGAACUGGUCGAGGAACACAAGAGAAUGCUCCAGCAGGAGAUUGAUGCGCAAAAGAGAGGAGAUGAAGACAAGGCAAGGAAGUGGAAAGCCGCACUCGAGAAUGCGGACAAGCAGCAUCGGGACGCGCUGGAGAAGAUGAGAAGUCUGCAACAGGCGCUUGACAAAGCGAGAGAAGAGCAGUUGGCGGGCGAGGAGAGGGAGACGCGUUUGCAAAGCCAGUUGGAUGCAGCAAAGCAACAACAUGCGGGUGCCGUGGAAGCUGCCGGGAAGCUGCGGCAGGCACUAAACAAGGUCAAAGAGGAACAUCAAGAGACAAUGGAAGAAGCACGCAAACUGUAUACAAGUUUGACUGAGGCAAGGGAGAAUGGGGCUAUGUCGGAGAAGCGGGCGCAGAGCCUUCAGGAAGAGGUCGAGAAAUUGCUGGAGGAGCUCGGCACCACCAAGGAAAGAGAGCGCAGCUUGCAAAAGGAAAUUGACGGCCUGCGAAAAGAGAGAGAGUCUGUGAAGGGAGAGGAGGACGGGCGGAAGCGGGUUAUGGACGAUCUGGUAACGAAGCUGGAAAUGUUGCAGCUUGCAAGAGCAGAGGCCGAGGAACGAGCUGAAAAAGCUGAACAGGACUCGAGGAUGGCGAGGGUGUCCGAGGCAAGGGCGAAGGCGAUGGCUGGGGCAGCAGAAAGCCGCAUGGUGGCAGCUAUGAAAGAGUCGGAAAUGCGACUUGCCGCGGCUGUUUCAGAAGCAGAGGGCCAAGUCGCGGCAUCUCAGAGGGAGAUGACCUUGGCCCGGCAGGCUGAGGCAAAGGCGCUAGCUCUGGUCGAAUCUCUGCGAAAAGAAUGCAACGAAGACAAGCGCAAAUACCAGCUGGCACGGGCAGAGGCGGAAGACGUAAGUGCCCUGGCAAGGAUGGCUAAAGAGGAAAUGGAGGUGACGACGCAGCGUAGCCGAGAGGCUGAGGAGAGGGCUGAGGCGAGGGCAGCAGCGUUGGAGUCCGAGCUGCGAACCGCCGAGUCCCAGGCGCGAAUCCUGAACGACGAGUUGGAGCUAGUUCGUGGUCAGAUGCGUGGUCUGAAGAUGCAGCUCGAUGCCGCCAAAGAGAGGGCAGAGGAGGAUGCCGUGAAGUAUCGCAAAUCGUGCGAAGAUGUCACUACACUCCAGGAGAAGAUGCAGGGAUUGGUCGACCGUGAGAAGAGAGCCAUAGAGAAGGCAGAGGAAGCAGAGACAGCAAAGCUGGUCGUUGAGCGGCAGUUAAGGGUGUGGAGGUCUGAAGCUGAGCCGAGGAAGAGAGGGAGCGGCCGUUUCUUUGGGCUGGACAUGGGUGAGAGUUAUUUGCGAGGCUACGAGUCAGACUCAAGUCAGUAUGGUGGCGUGGGAAAUGUGCUGCCUGGGAACAUGAGUGAGCGACAGCAGCGAAGAAGCGACAGGGGCAGGUCCGAUGGGUAUGCUCCUGUACUUGACUCAGGAAGCCUGAAGGAUUACGGGGAUAAAGGGGCGGCACUCUCGUGCUAUGUUCAUGCUUGGAAAGCAUGGACUGGCCGUAUUGGAGAGAGCUUGCCAACAAAGAGAAGAUUAGACGGACCAGAUGGAUGGAUGGAUGGAUCAGAUGGAUCAGGUGGAUCAGAUGGAUGUAUGAAUGGAUCGGACAGAUGGAUGGAUGGAUGGAUGGAUCCAUCCGAUGGAUCAGAUGGAUCAGAUGGAUGUAUGGAUGCAUGGAUGGAUCGGAUGGAUGGAUGGAUCAGAUCGAUGGAUGGAUGGAUGGAGGGAUGGAUGGAUCAGAUGGAUGGAUCGGACAGAUGGAUGGAUCGGAGAGAUGGAUGGACGGCUGGAUGGAUCGGAUGGAUGGAUGGAGGGAUGGAUGCAUCAGAUGGAUCAGAUGGAUGGAUCGGACAGAUGGAUGGAUGGAUCGGAUGGAUGGAUGGAUGGAUGGAUGGAUGGAUGGAUGGAUGGAUCAGAUCGAUGGAUGGAUGGAUGGAUGGAUGGAUGGAUCGGAUGGAUGGAUGGAGGGAUGGAUGGAUCAGAUGGAUGGAUCAGAUGGAUGGAUCGGACAGAUGGAUGGAUGGAUCGGAUGGAUGGAUGGAUCGGAUGGAUGGAUGGAUGGAUGGAUGGACGCUGAGGCGAAGGGGAGCCAAGCAUGGGUGUCUGCCAACAAGCCGGGGGCUGAUUGGGGGAGGGGGGGGAGGGGGGGGAGGAAUUGGAUGUGCAAAGCAAGUAGCAUUAUCCGUUUACUGUGCGGUAAGGAUGACUGCGCUGCGGCGGGAGCACUAGCAGCGAAAGUGGGGAUUUCUUUUGGGGUUUGAAUCAAGGAGUUGGGUGACG
Molecule: messenger RNA, 3142 nt
Organism: Chara braunii
Lineage: Eukaryota; Viridiplantae; Streptophyta; Charophyceae; Charales; Characeae
Source: the annotation of a GenBank genome assembly